UCUGCCGUAAAGCAGCUCUCCCAGGCGAGCGCCGCUGCUGCCCUUGGGAAGUGAGGGGACAUGAGCGGGAACGGAGGGACUAGGGCCCUGGAGCUGCUGCGGUCGCUGCCCAGGGUCAGUCUGGCCAACCUAAGGCCCAGCCCAGGCUCCAAAAAGCGGGAGAGAAGACGUGGCCGUGGAAGAUAUGGAGGUAGGAAGUGUGGUCGAGGUCACAAAGGAGAAAGACAAAGAGGAAAUCGCCCCCGAUUAGGCUUUGAGGGUGGCCAAACUCCAUUUUAUUUGGCCAUACCAAAAUACGGGUUUAAUGAUGGACAUAGCCUCAGACGUCAGUAUCAACCGCUCAGUCUUCAGAGGCUGCAGUACCUUAUUGAUUUGGGUAGAGUUGACCCCACACAACCAAUUGACUUAACGCAGCUCACUAAUGCCAGAGGUGUAACAGUGCAACCUCUCAAAAGGGAUUAUGGUGUCCAGCUGGUGGAGGAGGGUGCUGAUAUCUUUUCAGCAAAAGUGAAUAUUGAAGUGCAGAGGGCAUCUGAAUUAGCAAUUGCAACCAUAGAAAAAAAUGGUGGUGUUGUAACAACAUCAUUCUACGAUCCAAGGAGUUUGGAAAUUUUAUGUAAGCCAGUAGUAUUUUUCCUGCGUGGCCAGCCUAUUCCAAAGCGAAUGCUUCCACCCGAAGAUCUAGUCCGUUACUACACCGAUGCCAGGAAUCGUGGGUACCUGGCAGAUCCAUCCAAGGUUGCAGAAGCCAGGCUUGAACUUGCCAAGAAAUAUGGUUAUGUCUUACCAGACAUAACUAAGGAUGAACUCUUCAAAAUGUUAAGCGCACGCAAGGAUCCUAGACAGAUAUUUUUUGGUCUUGCUCCAGGAUGGAUCGUAAACAUGGCAGACAAGAAAAUUCUCAAACCAACUGACGAGAGGCUGUUAAAAUACUAUAGUUCAUGAAUUCAGAACUGGAGACAACUGCAGGUGCACAGGAAACAUCUGGAGAAUAACAAGAAGCGGAUUAAUUUUUUUGGUGGUGUUCGUCAACGAGGCCAGAUUUUUGCUUUACUCAACAAACUGCCUUGUAAAUUAAUAUGAGCAUCUGUAAUCACAAAACAAAAUAAAACAAUUCUUCUAUUCUCAUGCUGAUUAAAUAAUAUGAAAUCCAGAGAUUAACAAUGGAAAGUCACUAAUUUUUGACAAUUUAUUCUCCAGCUUCUAUUGUCCGUUGUUAACGUGUGUUAGAUGCUAUCAGUAAUGGUCAUUCUCCUGACUUGUGGUUUAAGCAUAGGUGAAACAUAGCAAAACACCACCAAUAUAAAACUGGAUUGUGAAUAGCAGGAAUUUGCUCUUAGUGGUGUUAACAUUCAUGUUUUAUAAGGUGCACAACACUUCUUUGGCACAUUAAGAAUAAUACUGUGUGCCAAAAAAAGUAUAGCUAGUGUUAACUUGAAUGUGAAGUAAAUAACUUUCUCACUUUAGAUGUAUCCUGUUCUGCAUCCUGAUGAUUGUUGGUUUGGAAACUUAAAUGACAAGCAAUACUUUUUUUUUUUUAAACAUUUUUUUUUCUUUUUGUUACUACAAUACUACUGCCUCCAUUUGGGAAGGAGUUGGAGGGGGGGAAGAGUAUUUAUUGCCUUCCCUUAUUUGUGCCAUAAUGUUUCUGUUUUUAUGAAUCGAUUCACAAUUGUAUUUUGUGGAGGUGGUGGUACUCAACAGGAAAGCUACUUAACUGGAAGCGAAGAAGGAAGUUAGUCAUAUUAGUGAAGACCAGAAGACAAAAGUGUUUAUGUAUCAUUGUGUAUUUUGGGGAGGAGAAGGGGGGGGAAGGGAACUUUGUUUCCACUCCUGCUCUUUGUAUUAAAAUGAACAAACUGCUCUCAGCAGGUUUUUUUUCUAAAUCAACUUCUUUGAUAUACACACGCGUGCACGCGCUGGUUUCUGUAGGUUUCUAAAUGAUUUUCAGGUGAAAGGGUAACUUGGAUAAAAUGAUAACAGUGAAAGAAAGAAUGAAAACAGGAAACAGAUGUCUGGUGACGUCGAGGGAUUGGAUAGCUCUUAUUCAGUGAACGAUGUCUUAGUCACAAGGCAGCUGUAUCCUGGCUCUGAUACUAUAACGCUACAAAUACAUUGGAGCCAAAACAGCCACGUUCCACAGAAUCCGGUCAUUCUACUUUAUAAAGGUGAUCUUUUAUCAUCUUAAAAUGGACAGGGCAAAAAGGGCUGUGUGUUGCUUUAUUUAAAAUAUGCAAUGCUUGUCGUCUUUUCUCUCAUCUGUUUACAGUAGCUAGUAUUUUAUAACAGUUGUUCUGAUUUUUAUUUACUAGUGAAAAAAGUGACCAAGGCUAUAGAGGAUUUCCUGUUCAUUUUAUCUCGUCAGGAACACAAGUAUCCUGGCAACUGAAUACAGAAUUAUCAAAAGCACAAGUAAGUUAUUGACAGGGUUUCUAAUAAAUCUGUAAUAAACAGCCUCCCAAUGGAUUGUUGUUUAAAUGAGGGUCAGGCUCACUGAUGCAAGACUGUAAGCUAGCGCUUGCAUCUAGGGCCAUUCUCUUUACUUAGGCACAUGUACCAUGUUUUCAUGUUCAUAGGAUAAAUGAUUGCCUUGGAUAUCCUGUUUUGAUAGGGAUUUUUCAUAUACAACAAUGUAUUACACAGCAAGAAGCACCCAAUCUGCUGUAACCGGAAAAGCACUAUUAAGUAGUUGGGGAAAAGAAAUGUUAUUUGUGCCAUAAAAUACUGAAAGCCAUGUCAAUUUUUAUCAACAACAUCAUGCUUUUGAAUGGUUCCUUGAUAAAACUGAUUAUGUAUGUGAGACUGAAAUCAAAAUAAAGGCCUCUGAAUGAGUACAUACCUUCUUAUAUCAUACUUUGAUAACUAGAAAUCACCAUUUCUUAUGAGAUUGACUGGCUGGUAUUGGUAGUCUUUACCACCUCUACGGGUGGCUGGCUGCAGACUCAAACCGAAGCAAAUUAAAAUAAAUGUUUUUUUCCUUUUACUUAUAUGUACAACAAAGACACGUUGUCUUUUAAUUCAUUAUACUUCAUAGUAUAGUAUUUAUGUUUAACAACCAAAAGUUAACUACCAUUCCCUGAUUUCCAAAAAGGAAUAAAUGAAUAAAUCAGUGGCCCUGAUCUGAAUCUUCACUGGCAAUGUGCCAACAUUGUUUUGACAUACAAGCAUAAUUGAUGUAGUGCUCCAGGAAGUCAUAUAAAAGUGAUCAGUUAUGAAGAUAGCUUCCCAUUGCUAUUUUAUUAUUUUCUAUUUUACUGCUAAAAUUUAAAAUGCUAGUGUAAAGCUAAUUUUGCACUGUGGAACCCUCACAAGUUCUGUAAAAAUUUGUCUCUAGUUUGAAAUUGUUGCAUGAGUUUUGUAUUUUAAAUAUUUAAGUAUUAUAUUUACAUAUAUCUGAAGUAAGAAAGAUGAUUUGGAUGACCCAAAUGGCCAGUUUAAUAUUUCAUAUGCAGAUUUAUUUCUUAGAACUUCUUGAUCGGUGAUCAGAUGGCAAUAGUUUUACGUAACUUGCAGUCUGUACUUCAGUUUAUUAUGUUACGGUUUAGUCUAUGAAAAGAUGUAGUUACAAGUCCUGGUGUGACAGAAUUCUUACCCAUUAGGAAAAUUAUGAACUUCUUAAGCUCUUUCAUCUCCUAGCCCAGGUGUCCCAUCUUGAGCUUUGGUAGCAGAAAUAUAUGGCAUUGUCUAAAGAAUUACUGGUUUCUCAGUGGAAGCAAACUAUGCUCAGAUCUAUUCUGUCUCCUUUGGUUAAUAUUCCCUCUGUUGCAUCUGCAUCUUCCCAAGGUCUCUUCUCACUUCUCCCGUUGUAGUGGUGGGAACUACAGGGCUCAAUCAUUCUCACAGUGUCAUCCUGUCUGGCCCACUCUGGGUUUGAAAAUCUGGUUGUUUUAUGUGCCUGGAGCAGGAAAAGUGUUGAUCAUUCCUGCAUCUGUUUAUACGAGGAGGUUUUUCGUGGCUUGAGUUUCCUGGACUGGUGUUGCUUUUGUUGUUAAAAAUGUCAACAGCAAUGUUGUUUACUUGUUAACCUUGUAGAUCCCAAGACACGUGCUGACUGAGUUGAGGGGCCUUUGAGCAAUGGAUUCGGAGUUUAUUCAGAGACAAGGAACACUCCUAGAACGGUGUCUGUGCACUUAACUCAGAAUUACACACACCAGAUACAAGUCUUAAUGGACAGGCAAUUUUGCAUUCGAUGCAUCAAUGCCCAAAUCAGCCUCUCCUUGCACCUUUGGCAAUCCAGCCUCUGUAAGGUUCAUUCUAAUUUUCAUGAUAGGAUUGUCUUGUCUGCUCUUUAAUCUAUAAAUAAGGGCAAGUUAGCCUGAAAGUCUGCCAUUUCUUGGUGGUUUUAUUUUUAUUGUUAUUCCUUGGGCAGGUAAUGACAGCUAGAGGUUUAUGUACGUAAAGCAGUCUAUGAAAAAUAAGUUGAUCUGUAAAUUUACAAUAAAUUCUCUGUGGACUUUU
Chroicocephalus ridibundus (black-headed gull) is the source of this 4458-nucleotide messenger RNA. RefSeq names its product mitochondrial ribosomal protein L15 (gene MRPL15). Bases 61 to 945 code for a protein of 294 amino acids. Gene Ontology annotation, molecular function: structural constituent of ribosome. Gene Ontology annotation, cellular component: mitochondrial large ribosomal subunit. Lineage: Eukaryota; Metazoa; Chordata; Aves; Charadriiformes; Laridae. Gene Ontology annotation, biological process: translation. The record is from RefSeq and is a predicted model, not a curated record. The transcript is spliced from 6 exons.